UCCGACCGACACACCGAAUCCGACUUUACGCGCAGGAGAGGGCGGCCCCGGCGGCGUGUAUUCGUCUGCUAAAGGCUGAAAGUAACACUGACAGUCCCACUUUAAUGGGUGACGCGCUUAAAAGACUUUUGGGAAAGCUAAAGGGAAAUUUACCAUCGUCUUUUAAUCCGGACGCUGUGCAGUUUUCUCGUUUGAGUAAGAGACUGAUUCCCUAACUCCGGUCGCAACUGUCCGAAAAGUAUCGAAGGAAUCACUCGUAUGUGAUCUGCGUUAUUAUUGCGGUGUUGUGCGCAAAUGCAAUUAUGCGAAAUUAAAUUAGCGAAGUAAAAUCAGAGCAGAAGCUCGCCGGCUGUGCAACCCGGCAGUUUGGAGACAGUCUGAAUCGUUUGAAUCAGGCUUCAUAUUCCGAACAUGGUCCAAUAAUUGGAAGACAGAGAGAGAGAGAGAGAGAGAGAGAGAGAGAGAGAGAGAGAGAGAGAGAGAGAGAGAGAGAAAAGUAAAAAAUAAACAGUUAAAAGGACAUUUGGGACACUCUGAGGCGUGUUUGUGGGAACGUCUGGUCCUCACGUCCAGGUGUCCCGCCGAGCGGUGCGGAGUCUCCAGCUCAGGCCGGCAGCGCUGACAUGCUGCCCAAAGUCGAGACUGAAUCCCUGGGACUCUCUCGAUCGUAUGGAGAACAAGGGCACAUGCCACGGAAUAUGCAAGCACCCCAGUUAAAAAUGAUGGACUACUCAUAUGACGAAGACUUGGACGAGAUGUGUCCCGUGUGCGGAGACAAGGUUUCAGGCUAUCACUACGGACUUCUGACUUGCGAGAGCUGCAAGGGCUUCUUCAAGCGCACCGUCCAGAACAACAAACGCUACACAUGUAUAGAGAACCAGAGCUGCCAGAUUGACAAGACCCAGAGGAAGCGCUGCCCGUACUGCCGCUUCCAAAAGUGCCUCACCGUCGGCAUGAAGCUUGAAGCUGUGCGGGCAGACCGCAUGCGUGGUGGUCGCAACAAGUUCGGCCCAAUGUACAAACGUGACCGGGCCCUCAAGCAGCAAAAGAAAGCACUGAUCCGAGCCAAUGGCCUAAAGAUUGAAGCCAUGACCCAGGUGAUGCAAGCCGUGCCCACCGACCUCACCAUCUCCUCAGCCAUCCAGAACAUCCACUCGGCCGCAUCCAAAGGCCUUCCACUGAGCCAUCAUGCUGGCCACCACACUGGUCAUCACCACCACCACCACCACCAUCAUCAUGCCACUGCCCUGCCCCCCACAGACUACGACCGCAGCCCAUUUGUCACUUCACCGGUCAGCAUGGCAAUGCCACCACACGCCGGCAGCCUGCAGGGCUACCAGGCGGCCUACGGACACUUCCAGGGUACACGCACCAUCAAGUCUGAGUACCCAGACCCAUACACCAGCUCGCCGGAGUCCAUCAUGGGCUACGCCUAUGUUGAUGCCUACCAGUCAGGCUCGCCACCCAGUUUCCCACACCUGAUUGUAGAGCUGCUUAAGUGCGAGCCAGACGAACCUCAGGUUCAGGCCAAGAUCCUGGCCUACCUGCAGCAGGAGCAGGCCAGCCGAGGCAAACACGAGAAGCUCAACACCUUCGGCCUCAUGUGCAAGAUGGCUGACCAGACACUCUUCUCCAUCGUGGAGUGGGCACGCAGCAGCAUCUUCUUCCGUGAACUCAAGGUGGACGACCAGAUGAAGCUACUGCAGAACUGCUGGAGUGAACUCCUCAUCCUCGACCACGUCUUCCGGCAGGUGGUGCAUGCCAAGGAGGGCUCCAUCCUAUUGGUCACUGGCCAGCAGGUGGACUAUGCAGUGAUUGCAUCACAGGCGGGAGCCACCCUCAAUAACCUGUUGAGCCACGCCCAGGAGCUAGUGGGCAAGCUACGCUCCCUGCAGCUGGACCAACGGGAGUUCGUCUGCCUCAAGUUCCUGGUCCUAUUCAGCUUGGAUGUGAAGAACCUGGAGAACUUCCACCUGGUAGAAAGCGUCCAGGAGCAGGUGAAUGCAGCGCUGCUGGACUACGUCAUGUGUAACUACCCGCAGCAAACGGACAAGUUUGGCCAGCUGCUUCUCCGGCUGCCGGAGAUCCGAGCCAUCAGCCUGCAGGCCGAAGAAUACCUUUACUACAAACACCUGAACGGCGAUGUUCCCUGCAACAACCUUCUCAUUGAAAUGCUACAUGCCAAGAGAGCUUAGGAGGGGACUGCACUACCCACAGUGCAGUUGUGCAGACAUCCUGAGAGUUUUGCUGCAGCCCAGAAACUCCAAAUAAUGCUUUCACCAAACUGAACCUCUAGCUCAGACUUGACGGUGUCAUGCGCACACACCAAGAACAAAUGGAUCCCUUUAUUCUAAAAAAAAAAAAAAAAGUCUGAAAGAAGAGCCGCUUCUCCUCAACCACACAAAGACAAUACUUAAAGGAAAAAAGCAAGACAAUUGAAACGAACACUGCGUUUGACACUUCGUGAUGGGAUGUAAUCAUCUGCGCUAGCCCAGACUACUAAGACUGGCAGGCUGCAACUUAAAGAAUUAACAACCCUUGAGUGUUUUAGUGCUGGUGACACUGUGAGAGGCUUUUUGUGCUGAGGAAGGAAGCUGAGAAACACCAGCCAUCUUUCAGCUUUGUGACUAGAGCGGUGGCUUAUUUUGGUCGACGAUCCUCCGGCGUGCUCUGAAACUGAAACCGGCUUUUAGCUGUCGUUGGUACUGUAAAGACAAACGGACAAGCAGUCAGACAGGCCAGAGACUCUUACCUACUGUCAUGUCUGUUUUUUGAAUUCACAUAAGACACCUGCCACGGCAGCUUGACCUGACUGAAAAGGUAGAACUGAUGGUUAAAAAAAUGAAGGUCUAAAAAAGGAACAUUCUUUGAUGAACAAAAUGAUAAAUAGGCCAAUAAGAAGAAAAAUAAGAUGUUUUUUUUUCUCUUGUAAUGGAAGUCAUUUGCUUCUCAUGGUCACCUUGUGGUUUCCCUUUCUUAUUCCACCUCCCUGAAUCAUUUUAAACUAUGUACCUCAGAAAGACCAGUGUUAAAUAAAUUCAAUUAAUAAUGUCAGCUGAAACAAUUGUAUUUAUAGCCCUUUUUUCCUGCAAAAAACACCCUCCCUUUUUAUUAUUUCAUUACAACUGGAACAAAAACAAAAGUGUGAUUCUGGAGACGGAGGAGGAUCGACCCUGCCUUUGUCCGGAAAGACCAAAGCCUGCUGCAGAACAGAAGAAGGAAAUUACAAAAACCUUAAUAAUCAGUAUUAUAAGAGAAAAAAAAAAAAGAUUUGUGAUGUCACAGUUAUGUGAGUCUUGCCUUAUUUCAUUACCAUGCUAGCUAACCGUGCAGAUGUGAAUGGAAAUAUGUACAAAUAUAUAUAUAAAGUAUUAAUGUUGUAAAAAUUUAAAAAAGAAUAAUUCAACAGGUGUUUACAUUCAUGUGGUCAUAUGGGAGAGAACUGUGAUGAAGCAUAAAUUGCAAAGCAAUGAUUUCCUAAAAAAUGAAAUCAAUGAAAUGAAAAAAAAAAGAAAAAAAAAGAUCCCUCUGGUUUGCUUUCUUUGGUGCGUGUACAGUGUUUUAUUUUUUAUUUGUUUUGAGCAGUAGCCUACUUAAAUUAUGUCGUGAGACACUAAAAUCACAAAGGAAUCACACUUAAGAUAUACAUUUUUAUCUGUGUCUGCUGGCAUUCAAACAUUUGUUUCUUAAGCAUUUCUGUGUAAGGGUUCCGUUUCACAUUCAACCUUUUUUGUAGACUUUUCUUUUCUUUUUUUAUUUACAGUGCUUUUACCUUUUUGAUGUACAGUAUGUCACUGGUUACGCUUAAAAAUUAAGAUAAUUUAUUGCGUCUCUGGGUUUCCAUCUAUGUGUUACAUGACGUGAGGUGUCCGCACCAGAAUAAAUUUGUUUACUGUA
This is a messenger RNA of Dicentrarchus labrax (European seabass), 3897 nucleotides long. RefSeq names its product nuclear receptor subfamily 5, group A, member 2 (gene nr5a2). Gene Ontology annotation, cellular component: RNA polymerase II transcription regulator complex. Gene Ontology annotation, molecular function: nuclear receptor activity; RNA polymerase II cis-regulatory region sequence-specific DNA binding; zinc ion binding. Gene Ontology annotation, biological process: hormone-mediated signaling pathway; regulation of transcription by RNA polymerase II; tissue development. Lineage: Eukaryota; Metazoa; Chordata; Actinopteri; Moronidae. The record is from RefSeq and is a predicted model, not a curated record. Bases 624 to 2195 code for a protein of 523 amino acids. The transcript has 7 exons.